Macrosteles quadrilineatus (aster leafhopper) is the source of this 5541-nucleotide messenger RNA. Its product is annotated as inactive tyrosine-protein kinase 7-like. The transcript has 17 exons. NCBI's taxonomy places the organism in Eukaryota, Metazoa, Arthropoda, Insecta, Hemiptera, Cicadellidae. Gene Ontology annotation, molecular function: protein kinase activity; ATP binding. Gene Ontology annotation, cellular component: plasma membrane. The coding region runs from base 57 to 3287 and encodes 1076 amino acids. Gene Ontology annotation, biological process: protein phosphorylation; homophilic cell-cell adhesion. The record is from RefSeq and is a predicted model, not a curated record.
GCCGGCGCGAGUGCGAGUUCGAACUCUGUGUUGACGGCGAUUGUUGUUAUGUUUUGAUGCUUCUAGAGACUGACUUGAACAUGAUAUUGUUCGGAGUUUUAUCAUUACUAUUAGGUAGCGCGGUGGGCCAGGAGGACGCGUUCUACUUCACCAAGAACCCCGCGGACGUGACGGCGGUGGCCGGGGGACAUGCCAGUCUGCAGUGCGAGGUGUCCACCCCCGGGCUCGUGUACUCCUGGCAACACGACGGUGGUCUAGUGGUCAACUCCACUCGCCGCCUCCAGGUCGGGCCGUCCCUCGUGUUCCGCAGAGUCGACCCUACCACGGACCCUGGACAGUACAAGUGCAUCGCCACCAACGCCACCUCGGGGUUCUCCAUGGCUAGUCGCGCUGCCACAGUCGACGUACAUUGGUUAUCGGAGUCAGCACAAGUGAUUCUGCAGAGUCCUUCCUCAGUCCCGGAGAUCAAAGAAGGAGACAACGUCACCAUCAAGUGUCACGUGGAGGGCAGUGAAGACAUCAGGGUAGAGUGGUUCAGGAAUGAUGAACGAGUGUUGAAGACGGACCGAGUGCUGCCUCGCGGACGGAGAUUGACUCUACGUGGAGUGACUCCUGGAGAGAACGGAGUCUACCGAUGUUCAGCCUCAAACGAGGCGGGCUCCGUUGAGAGUUCCAACACAGUCUAUCUCAACAUACCUGGAGACCAGUGGGCCUGGAUACAGGUAGUCCCUCAGGAUGUGUUAUCCCGGAAAGGAGCAGCUGUUAGGUUCGACUGUGUCUACCAGAGUGCUGAUGUCCUGGAAUGGUACUUCAAGGAGACAGGGCCGUUGGAAAACAGUACCAGAUUCAGUGUUUUCCCCAAUGGAUCUCUGGUGAUUCACAAGGUUCGGCCGACAGACGAAGGGUGGUACUCCUGUGUGGGAAUCAGAGGAGAAUCUACGGCAGUUCCACAGAAAUACACUGCUAAGCUUACCCUGGCCUACCUGGGAGAGGUAGGCAGUCACUCUCUGGAGCCUGUCGUAGAAGGGCCUCGUGUGGUAGGAGAGGGGGGAGAGCUACAAGUCACCUGUCUGGCACCGAGGUCACUACCUAGGGCCUCAGUCCAGUGGCUGGGCCCCCUCGGUGCCCCCGCCUCCACCUCUGACCUCCUCAGCAUACAGUCCGCCAGUCAGAGAGAUGCUGGCAACUACAGCUGUGUCAUCAGCAACAUCGCUGACUCCAGGAGUGUUACUUUCAACCUCAUUGUGGCAUCUCCCCCCACCAUAGUGAAGGGCCCAGCUAAGGUGUCAGUGAAGGAAGGAGAGCCGGCUCUGCUGCACUGUCAGUACACGGGACUGCCUCCUCCCCUGACCACCGUGACAUGGCUGCGGGACAAGACGCCUGUCCAUAGUCAGGUGCACCCCAACGGCAGCCUGCACCUGCACAGCACACAGGUGGCGGACCGUGGCGAGUAUGUGUGUGUUGUCAACACCUCGUCUCUUCCUCCAGUCUACUCUAGUCCAGCAACGCUACAUGUUAGAGAAAAAUUGAAAUUCUCUCCUCGCCCGGUAGACAAAAAGCUUGAACUUGGUUCUGUGAAGAAGGUUUACUGCAAGGCACAAGGAGCUGAUCCUCCAGUCAUCAAAUGGAUGAAGGAGGGGCAAGAUACACUGUCGAUGGAUUUUCCUGAGCAUGUGCAAGACAUCAAUGGAACUCUUCACUUCAACCAAGUGCAAGCUUCUGAUAAGGGACGAUAUACCUGUGUAGCGACCAACUCCCAGGGCCUCAUCAAUGUUACCAUCGACAUUGAUGUUGUCGUGACACCAAAGUUUGUGGUCCUGCCACAAAAUCCAACAGAUGCUUUUGAAGGUUACCCUGUAAUCAUGGACUGCAUUGCUGAAGGAGACCCAAAACCAACGAUUCAAUGGGACAAAGACACUGUCAUGAAUGAUUUUGAUCAAAGAAGGUUCCAUGUGCUUGAUAACGGCUCGCUGUUGAUAGACGAAGUUCACUUAUCAGAUGAGGCCAAGUACGGUUGUACAGCUGGCAACAGUGGAGGUCUCAAGCGAUAUGAGGUCUCUCUUAUUGUCAGAAAUAUGGAUGGAUAUCGACCCGAUGGAGCUAUAGAGGGGCUGGAGGGAGACGGGUCAAUGAUGACUCGCACUGUCAGUAUUACAUUGAGUGCUGCGGCCGCGUACAUGGUCCUGGUCAUUGGACUGAUGGCGUGGUGUCGCUACCGUAGACGCAAGCGCAAACAAGCCUAUCUUGAUGCCAACCCUGCAUCACCUCUCACUGAUUUAGGUAAAGUCGAGGCAGGCAACAGCAUAGAUACAAAAGCUAAAGUGCGCAACGGAGAUGUUCAUACACCACGCAGUGACGGGGAAAACACAGGACAGUCUGCCGGGUCCAACCAGUCGAAGCGAUCCAGAGGAAACUACGACAAACUCUCCUUCCCUCGCCAGGAUAUCCACAACAUGAUGCUGUUAGGUAAUGGAGAGUUUGGUGAAGUUUACCUGGCCCAAGCCAAGGGUCUGACCAGCAGCAAGGAGGCAGACACUGUGGUGAUGGUGAAGGCUCUACAACACACAAGAGACGAGGCUUCAUUGCAGGAGUUCAAGCGACAACUGGACAUGUUCUCUCGCCUGGACCACACCAAUGUCGCCAAACUUGUCGGUCUGUGUAAUGACCAGGAGCCUCACUACAUGAUCCUUCAGUACUCCGAUUGGGGUGACCUGAAGCAGUUUUUGGUUGCAACAAGGAAAGAGGGAACAGCGGCUAAGCCUCGACCCACUCCCCUGACUGUAGUCCAGAACUUGUCCUUGGUGCAGCAGCUGGCCUUAGGCCUAGAGCACCUGGCCAAUCAUCGGCUGGUACACAAGGACGUGGCUGCUCGGAACUGUCUCAUAGCUAGCGACUUGACUGUCAAACUCUCUCUGUCUGCUCUCUGCAAAGACACUUACAGCAAGGAGUACUACAGACAUCGCAACCAGCUGAUUCCACUGCGGUGGAUGCCACUAGAAGCUGUGGCGGAGGACGACUUCUCUUGCAAGUCAGAUGUCUACUCGUUUGCCGUAACAGUCUGGGAGAUCUUUAGCCGAGGGGAGCUGCCCAUGAGCAAGAUGAGUGACCGUGAGGUCCUUACAGCGCUAGAGACGGGAGAGUUACGAUGGAAGCCUCACAAGUCAAUGCCCGAGGGACUCCGCACACUGUUGGCCAAGUGUUGGCAGCCGAGUCCACGUGACCGACCUACCUUCUCUCAAGUGGCAGUCACUGUCAGUGAUCCUGCACUAGUCACUUCAGUAUCGUGAAAAUCAACUUAAAACCUUUCUUAAGAAUAAUGUAACAUAGAACUUAAGGGCUUAGGUUUUAAUGGUUUUAGGGUAGCAAGCUUACCUUAACGAGAAAGAGUCCACUCCCACACAAGAAACACAAAAAAAAACUUUACACUGAACUCAAAAAUUAUUUUCACUUUUUGAAAUCUCUUCAAACAAUAAUUUACACUAAUACUGUUAACUCACAAGGUGGUAAAUAUACAUAAAAUAUGGUAAGUGGUGAUGGAUUUCGAUUGAACACUCCAAUCGUCAUCAGAUCCCAUAGGCGAAAUCUCUUCCCAACUCAAAUGUAUCUUAGUUGUUAUCAGUGAAGGGGCAGGAUUUUGUGGAUAUUGUGAGGAGAGGACUAUUUCUCAUUCAGAUAAACUUACUACAACACAAAAUGUUUUAAAGUUUUCUAACUAUACGUUUUCAGGCAAAAUCUUUCAACCACCAUUUCCCCUAAACCAGCUAAUUUAGAAACUGACAACCAAUAUAAUUUUUAUAAAAACAUCAAAGAACCAAAAUACUCACCUUAGCAAAGAUUUGGUUUUUCAACGUGUAACAUGAAAGAUCUCUUAUUGUAGAUUUUAGUUCUAGAUUGUUCUGAUUUCAAUCCUUGUUGUUUCAACGUUAUAAUCGAUAUCUGUGAUUUAAAUGUUUUUUACCAUCCAAACCUAAACAAACAUGUAAAAGCAUGGCAAUACUCUCUAGAUUGCUUUUGACUCCACAUACUCUUGCACUGCCAUCCUCAACAGACUGUUAGAGACAAACUUCUUUUUUAAGCCACGCCUUAAAACCACAAAGACAACCCAAUUCAUUGUGAUGGAUUUGCUAUCUGAACACAAAAAAAAUAUUAUUUUUUAUUUCUUUUUUUUAAUACGUUUGGACAUUUUUUCCUGUACUGUAUUUCUAAUUCGUGAAACUAAAGAUAUAAUUUUUUGAAAGUAAAGUCUAUUUGAUCAAAUGCAUUUCUGCAAGUCAGUACAUUGAUCUUUAUUGUUUGAAAAUGAGUUUUAAUUAUUAAUCUUUUUUAACUGUGUGUUAACACCUACCUGAUUUUUAACUGACUUCAAAUUUGUCCUCUACUUUGAUUUUCAAAUCAAUAAUGAUUUAUUAUUCUAGUUGUUCUAUUAUCUUAUUAUGUUCUUUGUAUGUACAAUUGUAAAUAUCUAUUUAAGAAAAGUACCAAAUGCAUUUAUUGUAUAUUAAUUUAAAUCUAAUGUAAAAAUUAGUGUUGUGUCCAUAACUGUAAGUUGUUUACAGUUAUAUUGUGUAGACUAAUUUGUAGUACUUAAUAUUUACCUAAAUUUGUCUUUGAAACAAGAAUGCUAGAUGACUUUAUCUCAGUAAAAUUUGAUUUAUUAGAUUUUAUUUAGCAUUCCCUAGAAUAAUAAUUAUUUAAAGCUAGAGAAAUUAAUAAAACAUAGUACAAUUACAUGUUUUUUUUUCUUAUUAAAAAAUAUAUAAUUUAAGUGUGUUAAAUAUUUGUUCAAUUGCUACAUAAUUUGACUUGAGUUUUCACUGGAUAAAAAUAUGUUCACACCAUAAGAUUUGGGUUUUUAUUCAAAACGGCUUUUAGCAUUAUUUAAGUUAAUUAACACUAAAAUAGAAGGAAGUGCCCUUCAGUAAUAAAAUAGCAAUAUAAAUAUAUCUUUCAUAAAAAAUGUUUACAUACUGAAUGUUGAAAUAAUAAUGUCACUCAGUAAAUGUAUUACCCUGUUUAUAAAUAAAAUUUAAGAUGUGUUUAAUUUGGGAUACAGUAUAUUGAAGUUUUUAAUACAAAGUAUUUUAACUAUGUAAAUAUAUGAAUUAAAAAAAAAUAUGUUCUCGUUAAGUACUUAACUUCUGUACCACAUUUUUGUAAACUGUAAAGUUUGAUAUGCUGGUAAGGUAGUCAAUAUAGUUAAUAUUGUAGUGUGUAGUUUAGUAGUUUGGUAUCUGUGAUUGUGACUCAUGUAGUCCCUAUGUUAUAUGUUAAGUAUAUAUUCUAGUCAGUAGCACUACUUUGGAAUCUAUCCAACCUAAAAAGUCCUUAUUCUCGGGGAACAUAAGAAUAUUUUGUUGAAAUGUGUAAAUAAUAUUUUAAACCCUUAAAUGACAUUGUAGAUAGUUUCAAAAUCGUUUGUGUAAACGGCUGUUCAUCGUUUUAUCCUAGUGAAUGAAUAUUAGCUAACACAUUUUGUAAGUGUUCCAUUGGACUAUCUUUGUUUACUUUUAUAUUCUUUUAUACAAACAUUAUAUAAGCAAA